CUCAGCAUGAGUGUUAAAUUCCCUUCCAUCUGACGAAAUAUGAGUUUCCCAGUAAUAUUUGACUCUGACAGGACAAAUUAAACAAAACUGGUGAUUAGACUUGCGCGUUCAAUGAGUGAGAAGAGUCAUUAAUGGGGGAGUCAUACCUGAUGCAUGGAUCAAGUGGUUAAGUUCAUCUGCUGAUAGAAGAAUGGGAGAAAAAACAAGGAGCCACCUCCUCUGAAGGCCAAAAUCUUAAUGUGGGCAGGUGCAACUAUCCAGGAUAUGGAAGAAAUCAACAAGGCCACUUCAACCGAAGAACUGGAAAAGGUUCUGAGUUCAGUGUUUCAAAUCGACUCAACUGAUCCAAAGCAAAGAGUCCUGCUGGAGCUUUAUAUGAAUGCAGUAUUGUUCUGUAGAGGAAUGAAAUUCAACAAGGCACAGACAUCUACUCUGCUGUCCAUAUUUAAAAGAGUGCAUCAGGCAAAUAUUGACACAGCCCUCAAUAAUGCAGAACAGUGUUUCAACUACUGCAGUGAACUUUUGCUCUGUCAUUCUGUGCGGAGACCUCCUUUCAGCAUUGGUCUCUACAACCUGAAUCAAAUGACGGAUAUCUUGAAGUACUUCACAAACACCUAUAUGAGACACUACGCAUUGUAUAAAUACAUCUUCACCCCUCAGAGGUUUUUAGACCUUACUCUGACUUACUCUGGAACAGUAGGGGACCAUGAACCUGAUGAACUAGGGUCUCCAGCAGGAGAGAAUAAGGAUGAGGCAGAGAAGGGCAAAGAUGAAGAGAAUAAUGAGGGGAGGGAGAAAGACACAGAUGAUAAGAACAAGGAGCAAAGAACAACAGAACACUGCAGGCAGCCUGUUAAUAAUGAACAGAAGGACUUGAUCACAGGACCAGUCCUGGACAAAACAGGUUCCGCUAAAAAGGGGGAGCUUCAGAGCCUGGUCAAACAGGAAGUGAAGCAGGAGAUGCAGCGUCUGACUGGCCACCUGGAGCAGUGUCUGAAGGAGAGCACUGAACAGCUGAACACCAUCCUCGGUUCCCUGCAGACAAACCCCCAACCCAAAAAGUGAUUAAUAACUGUUAUCAUUGCCCCAAAUAAAAUCUAUUUAUAUACCCGUGACUGAAUUUAACUUAUGGAUAGACUUUAGUGUUUCCCAUACAUUCUUGUACUAAACAAAUGUGUUGAUGUAAAGCCUAUGCAGCACACUUUUAAAAGUGAAUGAGGUCCUUUGUAUUUGUUCGCUCCUCUAAAACCACCUGUUCAGAUGUUGUGUGAUGAAUACAGUUUUUAAAUCAACCCAAAGCAUC
Clupea harengus (Atlantic herring) is the source of this 1303-nucleotide messenger RNA. RefSeq names its product cilia and flagella associated protein 119 (gene cfap119). NCBI's taxonomy places the organism in Eukaryota, Metazoa, Chordata, Actinopteri, Clupeiformes, Clupeidae. The record is from RefSeq and is a predicted model, not a curated record.